Molecule: messenger RNA, 1417 nt
Organism: Pogona vitticeps (central bearded dragon)
Lineage: Eukaryota; Metazoa; Chordata; Lepidosauria; Squamata; Agamidae
Gene: RUNX3
Product: RUNX family transcription factor 3
Biological process (GO): regulation of cell differentiation; neuron differentiation; ossification
Cellular component (GO): nucleus
Molecular function (GO): RNA polymerase II cis-regulatory region sequence-specific DNA binding; ATP binding; DNA-binding transcription factor activity, RNA polymerase II-specific
Source: RefSeq, a predicted model, not a curated record
CCUCCUCUUCCUCCUGCUGCUGCUGCUGGCCUCCCCGCCGCCGCCUCCCGCCACCCCUAACGCCCGCUGUUGUGAUGCGUAUUCCCGUAGACCCCAGCACCAGCAGGCGCUUCACACCUCCCUCCACGGCCUUCCCUUGCGGCAAGAUGGGCGAGAACAGCGGCCCCCUCGGCCCGCCGGCUCCCCCGGGAGGACCUCGCAGCCGGCCCGAGGCGCGCUCGGUGGUGGACGUCCUGGCCGAUCACCCGGGCGAACUGGUGAGGACCGACAGCCCCAACUUCUUGUGCUCGGUGCUGCCUUCCCACUGGCGAUGCAACAAGCCCCUCCCCGUGGCCUUCAAGGUGGUAGCCCUCGGAGAUGUGCCUGAUGGGACUGUGGUAACCGUUAUGGCUGGUAACGACGAGAACUACUCAGCCGAGCUUCGGAACGCUUCUGCAGUGAUGAAGAAUCAAGUGGCCAGGUUUAACGACCUUCGCUUUGUUGGACGGAGCGGCCGAGGGAAAAGCUUUACUUUGACGAUUACGGUCUUUACAAACCCCACCCAAGUCGCCACCUAUCACCGUGCCAUCAAAGUGACCGUCGAUGGACCUCGGGAACCGCGGAGGCACAGGCAGAAACUUGAAGAGCAAGCCAAAUCCUUUCCCGAUCAACUGGAACGCCUCCGACACUCAAUGAGAGUCAACCCUACAACCCCCAACCCCCGAGGAUCCAUCAGCACUCCCGGACACUUUGGGGCACAGACACAAAGCCAGAUUCAAGGUACAUCUGACUUGAGCCCGUUCUCUGAUCCACGCCAGUUUGACCGGUCCUUUUCUGCAAUAUCAGGCCUCACAGAGACGAGGUUUUCAGACCCUCGGAUGCAUUACCCUGGUGCAAUGCCGGCAGCCUUCCCUUACACAGCCACGCCAUCGGCCACAGGAAUUGGUGGCAUCAGCAUGUCCAGCAUGCCUACUGCCACUCGGUUUCAUCAUACCUACCUUCCUCCACCAUACCCUAGUUCCACCCAAAACCAGAGUGGACCGUUCCAAACCAAUCCUUCCCCAUACCACUUAUACUAUGGUACCUCCUCCGGGUCCUACCAGUUCUCCAUGGUGGCGGGGGGAGAACGCUCACCGACGAGGAUGCUCCCUUCCUGCCCGAGUGCAUCAGCGGGAAACAGCUUGAUUAAUCCCAGCCUUACCAAUCAGAAUGACGGCGUUGAAGCGGAUGGUAGCCACAGUAACUCGCCUACAGCCAUGACCACCACAGGCAGGAUGGAUGAAGCUGUCUGGAGACCAUAUUGAAAAGGGACGAGUCAAUGAGGCACCUUCAGCUUUAAGUGAAUUAAAAUGCCCAAAUGUGUGCUGUGUUGGUUGCUUGUUGAAAAGAGUGGGUCAUUAAAAUGAGUCACAGCCGAAUGUGCUUUUCCCAGAAUGCA